This is a messenger RNA of Mercenaria mercenaria, 3249 nucleotides long. RefSeq lists its product as uncharacterized. Lineage: Eukaryota; Metazoa; Mollusca; Bivalvia; Venerida; Veneridae. The record is from RefSeq and is a predicted model, not a curated record. The transcript is spliced from 6 exons. Bases 492 to 1958 code for a protein of 488 amino acids.
CUUAAAACAAUACACAUAGUUUGCUGUCAUAUAUCAAUGUAUUAAUGUCGUUCAUAGGAGCUUUGAUUUCGAGCCUUUCCUUUUCUUUAAAGUAGAUAGGUACAUCUUUAAACAAGCCCCUGUGCUUCUUUAUUAAAUCGCUACGCCAUCAAGGAUGUAUAAAUAGCAUUUGUACCCAGUUAAGUAUUAAAAAUAGUAAACGGUGAUCAUUUACUAGACAAGUGUUUUAUAACAGUAAAAAUGUUCAACAUAUCUAAAUAUUAAAUCUAUUUAUUUGUAUACUUUUGCAGAAAUAUUAGGAAUUCAUACAUAAUCAUAUAGCUUAGAUACCAGUGUUUUUCAAAGUGUGUUAAUAUAAGGAAAGUUGUUCAAAUAAUUGAACUUGAGGACAUUAUUUAACGAAACUGACGAUGGUUCGGAACAUUUGAAAUUGUUGCAAGAGUCGCAAAUUCAGCUGGAAUUAACAAACAUAGCUAAGAUAAAGAUAAACAAUGGACCACAGGGCGCAGCUUGAGAACAAGAAAUACAGGAACUGGGUGAGAGCCGGACUUGGUAUUAAAUAUGUAAAAGACGGCUUGGAACCAUUCUGUGAUCAUCUUGUUAACCAGCAGCAUGUUGAUAUCUUAGAUAAAAUUAAACAGAAACACAAUCUUUCGGCAGUAGCCUGUGGACUCUGCGAUGUACGCACUCUCCAGCCAGAUCAUGUUCAAAGCAAAAAUAGACAGUGUCCGCUCGGUCAAAUUCAUUGUAACUGUCUACACCCACGCGGGAAAACGUCUUGUCCCAACAACGUAUGUGGUGCUAUAUACGACGAAAUUAUUAGGCGACACGCAUCUACUCCUCCUGUCCCAUACUGGAGAAACACAGACGCUCAUCAGUGGUGUACUGAACCUUGGGCUGUUGCAAAAUGUUUCAUAAAUGCUCCAGGAUAUGAACACAAGACAAAAGCAACCGAGUUUGACUGUUCCGGUUUGUUGCACCUGUUGAUUGAUAACAUAGAGUUUCAUCACCAUAUCCAGUGUAUAAUUGAUGGCAAUGAUGCUUUUUCAAGGGUACUUCAACACAGAAACGCCAUAUUUCAUUGUAACAAUAUGGAAGUAGAGGACACAGACAUUGCAAAUUAUAUAGAUGAUAUGAUAGAACUGCUGCAAGAUGAUAAAGAAAUCAAAGAUAGACAGGAAUCUAAAAAUGCGGUCAAGAAACUGCUUGAGCUAAAGCAGGAAAAGUUUGUAAUAACAACUACAGAUGAAAUGGAAGUCCGUCGUAUUGCAAUGCAUGCAAUCGAACAGAAGGAAAAGAAUCUUGAACAGAGAAUAGUUGACGCUGCGACAGAAAUUGGAGUUAAAACUGAUGAAAGUAAAAAGCAGAUAAAGGUGAUAGGUUCAACUAUAAAACACGAACUCGUGCAGAAAAGGGUUGAAAUGAAAGAUGAUUUGAAAAAGACCGAAGUCGACUCAAUAGAAAGACUCGAGAAGAGAGAGAAGGAAAUCAAGAAAGUACUUAGGAUGAAAGAAAUUGAAUCUGCAAAGAAGAUGGAUCAAAAAGAGAGAGAAAGCAAAGAUAAUUUGAGAAAGAUAGAAGUUGAUUUAAAACAGAAAUUGGAACAGAAAGAGUUGCAAAUCAAAAAGAAUCUGAGAGUGACAGAACUUAACUCAAAAGAGGGACUUAAGCAUGAAGAGAUAGAAAUUAAAAAGAAUUUAAGAGUAGUAGAAUUGGAAUCAAAAGGGAGACUAGAUCAGAAAGGAAAAGAAAUUGGAAAGCAUUUAGAACGUAAAGGAGAAGAUAUACUUUAUCAGCUGGAAAGAAAACAGUCAGCUCAGAUUCAAAUCGAAGGCAGGCGUAGUGACGACAUUAGUAAGGCAGCAGCAGACGAUUUGAUGAAGUCAAGUCCUCGUGACAGGGCUCUGCACACUAAUUAUGAAAGAAUGAGAGCAGUUAUAUCUCUUUUCGGGAUAUGAAAUUCUUGCUCCAUAUUUUAUCAAGAUAGCGAUCUGAGAAUGCAGUUUUCAACAGAAUGCUAUAAGUAUAUACUGAAACGUAGUACAAUGAAAGAAAACACUUUUCUAUCGAGAAAGGGUACGAGGAACCGAAGAAUAGAACUAUUGUAUUUGGACAGAAGUAAGAAGCAAUAAUUCGGUCAAAGUUUGCUUCCAUGGUGCCGAAAUUACCUUGUAGGUUAGAGACCACAAAGUGUUUUCCAACAGACUUCCAUUAUAGCAUUGUGGCGUGUACGGCCUUAGAUUUUUUGAAACAUGUAUAUCUGGUACAUUUUUUUUCAAGAACUAUCUUAGUUCCACCGAAACAUAUGAAAAGUGAUGCUACAUUUAAGACAUUUUGACACUCGACACGGCACAUGAAAAUUCAACACGAAACUCGUUUCAAUAGUCGAUAUUGCGACGUGACAUACUAAAUUUGUACGAAAUUGUAUGCGGGAAUGUCGCAUUGUUGCACUGUCAUAUGUCGCGCCUUUGUCAUGAAAUGUCGCUGUAAAUAUCAAGUGUCGGGUUGUACUGUCGUGUAUCGCGUCGCAUUGUUGUGUUACAUAUCGUAUGUCACGUCGCAUUGUCAUGUGGCAUUUAGUGUGUCACGUUGCAUUGUUGUAUGGCUUAUCGUGUGUCAUGUCGCAUUGUAGUGUGGCGUGUCGUUUGCCAUGUUGCAUUGUCGCGCGACGUACCAUGUGUCACGUUGCAUUGUCGCGUGGCAUUUCGGGUGUCACGUCGCAUUGUUGUGUGGCAUAUCGUGUGUCAUGUCGCAUUGUCGUGUGUCGUAUCGUGUCUUGUCGAACUGUUGUGUGGCAUAUCAUGUUUCACGUUGCAUUUUCGCGUGAUAUAUCUUGUGUCACAUAAUGUUUUCGUGUGGCAUAUCAUGUGUCACGUUGCAUUUUCGCGUGAUAUCUUGUGUCACAUAAUGUUUUCGUGUGGCAUAUCGUGUGUCACGUCAACUUGUUGUGUAGCUUAUCGUGUAUUACGUCGUAUUGUUGAGUGGCAGAUACCUCAGUCGAUUCUUAGGCUUGUUCCUUAAUCUCAUUUUUACAUAUUAUUUUCAACAUUUGUUUUACAACUGGCAAAGUUGCAACUGGUAGGGGUAAAGGCAUUGUAAAUCCAAUCCCUAAAUCCUCUACGACCGCCCCUAGAAAUCCGAUGUGCUACCGUCGUAUUAAUUUGGCAUCUACAAUGUAUAAAUUAUACUGUUCAGUGUUAAACCAAAGAGUUUCGCUAUAGUUAGAGUGUAAUGAAAAAUUGGUUGAUG